Messenger RNA from Xyrichtys novacula (pearly razorfish), 1567 nucleotides. NCBI's taxonomy places the organism in Eukaryota, Metazoa, Chordata, Actinopteri, Labriformes, Labridae. The record is from the annotation of a GenBank genome assembly.
AUGAAUCACAUCUUCCUAAUCGGCCAGAUCAUUGGCAUCUUCUCAGUUUCCGCCGUUUUGAUCUUUCUCCUCGCCAAGCUGGUUUGCCGCCAACCCGUCAUCGUGCCGGACGGUCACGGCUACGCGGUGCUGAUAACGGGCUGCGACAGCGGCUUUGGGCACCAGCUGGCUCGAUGUUUGGACCACAAAGGGUUCGUGGUUUUUGCGGGGUGUUUGUGUCCAGAAGGAGCCGGAGCCCUGAGCCUGCAGAGUCAGAGCUCCAGGAACCUGAAGAUCCUCAAACUGGACGUGACCAGCGACCACGACGUGCAGCAGGCGAAGAAGACCGUGCAGGAGAACCUACCGGAGAGAGGUGAGAGUCGGGCGGGGAGAGGGGGUCAGGAGGGCUCGGGUUCGAGUUCAGGAGAGUUAAAACUCUAACAGGUCUCUUCUUCUCUUUCUGCAUGCUGACUUUCCUUUUUAUGAAGUAGGUCAUAAGUUUUUAUUUUCCUUUUUGGCAGCUGUAGGCUUCCGUAGUUCAUGCUAAAGAUAAAACUUUUACAGCCUCUCAUUCCUCUCCUUUAACGUGUUUGUUUUUGUGUCGGACGUUAAACUCGUGACGAUCCUUCAGCUCUGAAAUACAUCAGAUUUAUUAACCACAGUCGAACCCGUCUCCAGGUCUGUGGGCCGUGGUGAACAACGCCGGUAUCUCCGACUGGGCUGAGAUCGAGUGGAGCACCAUCGAGGAUUUCCACAACAUGGUGGACAUCAACCUCUUCGGCAGCAUCAGGACCUCCAUCGCCUUCCUCCCUCUGGUCCGCGCUGCUAAAGGUCAGCUCAGGGGUCCGCCUCAGUCACCUCAUGUCCUUCACUCAUUUCAAGGUCACGGGUUCAAAUCUGGUGUCUUCACCUCUGCAGGUCGGAUGGUCUUCAUGUCGAGCAUCUUCUCCUUCUUUUACUGCCUGAACAUGGGGGCCUACAGCGUGUCCAAGAGAGGAGUGGAGGCGUUCGCAGACUGCCUCAGGGUGGAGAUGGCCAGUUUCGGAGUGAAGGUACGUCAAAGAAAGACCACUGGGGGGCAGUAAAACCCUGACAGAAAGUUCCCUACAGGAGCUUUAAUGUUUUCAUGUUGACAGGCUGAUUUAGAGAGCAGCUCUGAUUCUCUUACGUCCUCUGAUGGCGAAGCUUCGUUCUGAUGUGACCUUCUCUCUGUGACUUUCAGGUGAGCAUCAUCCAGCCCGGGAACUUCGGCCGCGCCACCAACAUCGUGAAGAUGAAAACCGCCUACGACAUCUGGGAGAAACUGGACGACGAUCGAAAACAAAGGUUCAACCAGCAGUACAUCAAACUCGCCAACGAGUACUUCCUGUCCACCACGAAGAGCGGCUUCAAGGAUGCCGACCUGGUCAUCAACGCCAUGCUGCACGCCGUCACGGCGGCUAAUCCCAAGCACAGAUACCUGCUGGCGUCCUCUAUGGAUAUGUGCUUCUUUAAGCUCCUCCCCUUCCUCCCCACCACCCUCACCGACGCCGUGUUCACGCUCAGCUCCAUGUACAACAAAAGGAAAGAGAUGCUCUACGCCAAGUAG